Messenger RNA from Terrapene triunguis (Three-toed box turtle), 597 nucleotides. It is a transcript of the gene SPATA19, whose product is annotated as spermatogenesis associated 19. The record is from RefSeq and is a predicted model, not a curated record. NCBI's taxonomy places the organism in Eukaryota, Metazoa, Chordata, Testudines, Emydidae.
AUGCAACAAUGCUGCCCCUCAGCCAGGACUCUUACUGCAGAGACCAGUUCCUGUGGAAGAGGGGAACUGAGGCUGAAGGAGGGCUCACCUCCCGGGAGAGGAUCCCCUAGGAUGAUUAUUUCCACGUGGGGCGUGUACAUCUUGAUCUGUAAAUCGAUUGGCCGUCGGUUCCCACCCAGCAAGGCUCCGGACAUUAAAGUCGUGGAGACAGAGAUGCUGUCCGUGCUAGAGCACUGGCUGAGGAAGAUUGAAGAAGAAGCUUCCAAAUUCUUUAAGCAGAAACUGGAAAACAAGGCAGAAACCAAAGCGACCCCUUCUGCUGGCCAAGGUUCAGGAAUGACAAAGUCACAGUCUGUUCAAGUCUCUAGCACGAAACUGCCAGUGUCAUCGUCGAGCCGCGGUCUUCUGGAGGAGAGGACAAAGAUCCAGUUCAUAAGAUGGAGUCAGACCCGGGUCUUUCGAGUAUCGAGUGACAUGAGGAACGAAGCCAUGCGGGAGAGGCUGGAACAAGUGCGAAACAGUGUGUCCCAGGUCAUGCUUCAAGCAAUGCAGAACAACAGGUCGAACACUGAGAUCCGAGCCACGCUUUCAAGCUAA